AUGGAAGCUGGGUCGCUGGUGCGCGCAGUGUUCGAGUUCCUCCCCAGCGUCUCCGAGGAGCUGCCCCUCUUCACUGGCGAUGUUAUAGAGGUGCUCAGCGUGGUGGAUGAGUUCUGGUUGCUGGGCAACAAAGAUGGCGUCACCGGUCAGUUUCCCAGCACCUUUGUGGAAGAGGUUACCAUUCCUAGCACCAAGCCUGGAGACCGACUGUAUGUGUGCAUCAAUGAUUUCUGCUCUACGGAACCAGGAACUCUUUCCUUAAUGAGAGGCGAUGUGGUAGUUGGUGAGUCGGGGGACGCAAUGGAGCUCGGGGAAGCCUGGCUUCGUGGCAGUAAUGCCUGGGGAACCCGCGGUGUCUUCCCCGCAUCCUGUGUGAAGGAGCUGAACCUUUCAUGCCGCUCCAGGCAAUUAUCCGAACGUUCAGCCCAGGCGAUGGCUUCCGAUCUCCCACCCUACGCCCUCGGCUGCGCCAGAGCUCUCAUGAGUCUUCAUGCGCAACUCAACGAGGAACUGGACUUCCUCGAGGGGGACUUAAUUAUCAUCACCGGUCUACCCGAACCGGGCUGGUUUGAGGGGGAGCUGAAUGGCCGCAGGGGCAUCUUCCCAGAGGGAUUUGUGGAGCUGCUGAAUCAUCUUCGAUCACCGCAGGAGGUUGCGGACCCCCCGUUUUUAAGCGACGACCUUGAUGAUAAAGCAAAUGGCACAGAAGAAGAUGCCUUGGAAGAUGUGGAGAUAGAGGAGGAGAAAGAGUUGGUCAAAGAAGAUGAUGAAGUGGUAGAGGGUGCUGUCUAUGGAGUGGCACUGUAUGAAUUUCGCGCCAUGGAGCCUGGCGAGUUGGACUUUGAUGUGGGCGACCGCAUUCGUGUCGUAAACACUGUGGAAGAUGGCUGGCUAGAAGGGGAACUGAGAGGGCAGCGUGGUAUCUUUCCCCAUCGGUUCGUCAAAAUUGAAGAUUCACGUCCAAAAAUGGAAGCGGAAACAAAUCACGUACCAGAAAAGGAGGAGAAUACGGAUCUUUCAUGCCGCAAUGGUAAAAAGCUUGAACUGGCGUCUUAUGAAGACCAUACAAUUUGGGACUUGGACUACUUUGAGAGGAGUGAAGAGCAGAUACCAAGUGACAGCAAGACUCAAAAUGAAAGCAGAAGACAGAGCAAUUCAGAUGCUAGGAUAGGCUCUCAAACGUCGACAGACCAAAAACCACAGAGACCCAAAUCUAUGCCACCCACAAGGCGAAGAACCCCACCUCCCCGGCCUAGCCUGCCUGCACAUAGCCAAAGGAACCGCAUCAACACAAAACCGACCAAUUAUACUAAUGGCAACAUCCGACCUUCUCAAUCUAAAUUAUCCCAUAGUCUGACUCUUCCAAGCACCCACUCUGGUUGGUCAAAAAACCUCCACAACAAUCAUAGACUAGCAGCAAAUGGUGUCCCCACAUCUAACCGAAGUGCAACACUUGGACAAGGAUGGACAAACCUUGUUGAGAACCAUAAACAGCAGAAUGUGAGUGUCACAGACGUCGGGAGCCAAUCCAGUCGUUCCCAGCAGAAGAUGCGUUCAGGCUCCAAUGGCUUCAAGCCAAAAUCCUUCACCUUGGACUCCCUGCUGACGUCAGCCGGCGACUUGGAGGCCAAAUUGUCCCAACAGCUUUUUGAAUUCGAGAAAAGCCUGACGUCAUCAUGUAGCGACAUCAUCGGCGCAUCCGUUGAACCCAACCAACAAGUUCCCAUCUCCAGACACUUCUCCAUUUUGAGCUACAGCGACGAGAGCGAUAUCAUCCGCGGGUCCAACUCUGCUUCUUCUUCAUUAGAGAGACGCAGGACCCUUCGCCCUCCACCUCCUCGUCCACAAGUGGCUCAUCCCCAAGCCGUACCUGUGAGCAAACCAACCCGCCCUGCUCCUCGUCCACCUCCGCCCAUCCCGAGACUUGCCACCAACCCUCUCCAUAGCAACACACCUAUCUUCUUUGCCCCCGAUGAACCACCAGUAAACCUUCUUGACCAAAUCACUGAAGGGCAACCAGAUUUCGGUGACCUCGAAGCCACUGAAGAAGCCGAGAAGGACCUGGAAACUGAGAUUGAGAUGGAGAGUCAACAACAGAGUGAGCACUACCAGCUGUUGCUACGGCUACAAGAGGUGGAGAACAACAUGGACGCAUACGCGCACACAGCUGAGGAACUCAGGGCCAUGCUGGAGGAGGAAGAAGAGGAGACGGCCCGUAUGCAGGUCAUGGAGAACCUGGAGUUCUGCAACUACACGCUGGAGACGCUGGCUUUGGAGCAGCAACAGUUACAAGAGGGAAUGCAAGAAAUGACACAACUAUCACCCCAGCCCGAACCAUUGAAGCCCGUGUCGCCUGCUGACGCUGCUACUACCGCCGACGCUGAAGACCCUGAUCUUAGGAUGCUGGAGAAGCGGUCCAAAGUAAUCGAAGAACUGCUGCAGACAGAGAAGGACUACAUCAAGGACCUGCAGAUGUGUGUGGUAGAGAUUGUUGAACCACUGCAGAAGAAACAGGUGAAGAACGUGGACUUUGACGGACUUUUCGGCAACAUCAGCUCUGUUAUUAAUCUGUCACAGCGGCUAUUUGAAUCACUGGAGGAAAACGACUCUAUUGGAAAGGUUUUUCUGGACUUUAAAGCGGAACUGGAAGCUGUGUACAACGUAUACUGCCAGAACCACAACGACGCCAUCUCGCUGCUAGAGGCGUACGAGAAAGACGAAAACAUCCAGCGCCAUGUGUUGGAGUGUCUGGAGAGGCUGAGGGCCAUAUAUCGAGAGUGGGGUAAAACAAACUACAUCAACCUGGGUUCCUUCCUCAUCAAGCCGGUGCAGCGGGUCAUGCGCUACCCGCUUUUGCUCAUGGAGUUGCUGGGAGCAACGCCUGAGAGCCACCAUGACCGACCCCAGCUCGUUUUGGCCCUACAGGCUGUCAAGGAGAUUAACGUGAACAUCAACGAGUACAAGCGCCGCAAGGAUCUUGUGGUGAAGUACAGGAAGGGUGAUGAGGACACAUUCAUCGACAAAAUCUCCAAACUAAGCAUGCAUUCCAUCAUAAAGAAAUCCAACCGUGUCAGCAGCCACAUCAAGCACCUGACGGGAAUUUCCCCCCAGAUUAAAGACGAGGCGUUUGACGAGGCUGAAAAGAGGUUCCGGCUGCAGGAGAGGCUCAUUAAGUCUUUCAUCCGGGAUAUUUCCUUGUACCUUCAGCAUAUUAGGGAAUCAGCUUCUGUGAAGGUGCUGGCUGCCAUCAGCUUUUGCGAUAUCUACACCGAGCGAAAUAUUCCAGACACAGAGCGAUUCCACAGGGCCCAUCGUUGCAUCAGCGACAAACAGUUCACCGAAUUUAAGGAGCGCACAGAAGCUUUGGUCAUCAACCCGCUUACACAGCUGCUGCUCAUGUUCGCCGGACCUCACAAGCUGGUUCAAAAGCGCUUCGAUAAGCUGCUAGACUAUGACAACUGCAAGGAGCGUGCGGAUCGCCUCAAGGACCGGCGGGUUCAGGAUGAGUUGCAGGUGGCGCGUAGCAACUAUGAGGCGCUUAACGCCCAACUUCUCGACGAGCUCCCCAAGUUUCAUAGCGCCGCCGAAGAGCUCUUCACUGGUUGCGUGACAGCCUUCGCUCAGGCGCAGAAAGAUUUCAUGAAGACGACCCUUGGAGAGCUGAAGCCUCUUGUGCAAUUUUCACGCAUUGCCGGCACUGAGGGUAACUUGGUGGCCCAGUUUCAAGAAGAGUAUGGCCGCGUUCUUCAGCUUCUGCAGAGCUUUAGCUUUUGCCCUGAAAACCUUCCCACAACGGUCGCCACAACCACCACUACAACUGUCGCCCCAAAUAAGAAAACCAUGGAGAAGCAGAGCUCGAAAAAGCAACUUCAAGCAUCCCCCAACUGCAUCUUGCAGACCGAUGAGCACCGAACCGCCUUAAUGACACGCUACGGUCCUGGAAAACUCUUCCAGGCUGAGAGGAACUUCAAUGCUGCCCAGGAUUUAGAUGUAUCCAUCCAGGAGGGGGACUUGGUGGGCAUCAUCAAGCAACAGGACCCAAUGGGGAGCAACAAUCGCUGGCUGAUUGAUAAUGGCGUCACUAAGGGUUUCGUGUACAGCUCCUUCCUCAAGCCCUACAACCCUCGCAGGAGUCACUCGGACGUGUCCAUCGAGAGCCAAUCUUCCAACGAGUCGGGUUACGGAGGCUCCUCGCCCGUUUUUUCACGCCAGAACAGCAACAGCACGCUGAUCUUUAACCAAGAGACGACGACUGUCAGUUUCUCCACAACGCAGCCCCAGUCUCUUGACUCCACGCCAUCUCAUGGGCCUCACCCUGACUCUGCCAGUCAAAGCGAUUCCUCACCAAGGAAUCGCUCCAUUCGCAAGGAGUUUACAGAGCGCCGACCCACCUCCGGUCACAGGAAUGCAGAGUAUUCCCAUCAACAGUCUAGCCGCCACAGAGACUCGUAUGACGCCAGUCACCCCAGCCCGAGCGACCAGUCCGAGACGGACUCUUACUCUUCGAACAGAAAUGGCUCGCAACAGAGACAUGUCGACAAAGCUUAUAAUUCUUACCAAAGGCGGAACAAUGACCACAAGAAGGCCGCCUACUCUCAAGACGACUUUAGUGAGCCCGAAUCUGAACAAGACGGCGAAAUGGAUGGAAAUCAGAUCUACUUUGCCCUGUACUCCUUCAGCGCUCGUUGCGCUAACGAACUGAGUAUUUCCGCCAAUCAGCGUCUGCGCAUUCUGGAGUUCCAGGACAUGAACGGCAACGCUGAAUGGUGGCUGGGCGAGGCCGGCGGCAGGCGAGGCUACGUGCCUUCAAACUACAUCCGGAAAUCAGAGUACACCUGA
Molecule: messenger RNA, 4839 nt
Organism: Nerophis lumbriciformis (worm pipefish)
Lineage: Eukaryota; Metazoa; Chordata; Actinopteri; Syngnathiformes; Syngnathidae
Source: RefSeq, a predicted model, not a curated record